Colletotrichum truncatum is the source of this 1041-nucleotide messenger RNA. RefSeq lists its product as uncharacterized. Lineage: Eukaryota; Fungi; Ascomycota; Sordariomycetes; Glomerellales; Glomerellaceae. The record is from RefSeq and is a predicted model, not a curated record.
AUGGAUUCGGCUUAUUGGGACAUCUUCCCCGACGCGGGUGAGUCGGAAUCAAGCGAGGAAGAGGUGUCAACGGAUGAUGACGAUUCGUGUACGCCUGGCCUCGAGGUGCCCUGCAGAAGAUGUAAGCACAGGAAUCGGCUGUGUAAGCGGUGCACACGACGAAGACAACAGCUGUCGAAAGACCUGUCGAGGAGAUCAUCCCUCGAGCUCGCGUGUUUUCCGGAAACUGCCACCACGUCGGCAAACUUCACGGCGGCGGACGCCGAUGUUGCCGCUCCCGUCGUCCCCGAGGCAUACAAGAACGGCGUGCCCAUGUCGACAUCGCCGGUGUACGCAUCCAUGUACACUGCCUCGCCGUCGUGGAUGUCUACGUAUACUUCCUCUACGGGCGCAACAACACAUACAGGCACGCAUGAACGCUCCAGGAGAGAAGGCGACCUUUUAGACGUGACGGGGCGGAGGAGGCCGCACCCUCGACGGCCGAGGACUCAGAGGACCGGAGGCACUGCUGAACAGGCACGACGGGAUAGGAUGGAACUCGAGGGGUGGGAUGAGAGGGAUAUCGAUGGCGGGAGUUAUUGGGCUGUCGAUGGGGCGCGGUGGGAGGAGCAGCGGGUCUUGCAGCCGCCACCUACGCCACGACAUCGGGCCCAGCAGAAUGCUUGGAAGAGGAGAAGCAGGUUCGAGGAGAGGUGGAAAGGCCGGUACGCUUAUGUGCAGGCCAAAGAGGUGCCGAGGUCUCUUCCGCUGGUUGACCCUCCUCGUCCGCGCUAUACCUACGAUGUUCUUUCGUCCUCUUCGUCGAGACUGUGGACGAUGGCUUUCACAUCCGGGAAAGGGCACACGAGGGUUGUUUAUACGAUGACGUACGCCAGAGGGACGGGACAUGUGAGGGGCUUCUUGGGUCUGCUCGUUCCCAAAGGCGAUGCGGCGGGGGAUGUUCUCGGAUUUGGAUGGAUAUUGAGGGGUAUGACGGAAUGGGCCGUCUCACUUAUAGGACCUCGCAGAGUUGGUAUUGGCGAUUUGGAUCGGGUAGAUUAG